Rotaria sp. Silwood2 is the source of this 2232-nucleotide messenger RNA. The record is from the annotation of a GenBank genome assembly. NCBI's taxonomy places the organism in Eukaryota, Metazoa, Rotifera, Eurotatoria, Philodinida, Philodinidae.
AUGCCAACAGGAACGACGCCUUCAAUACCAACAGGAACGACGCCUUCUACAACUACCAUGACAGGAACGGCGCCUUCUACAACUACAAUGACAGGAACGGCGUCUCCUACAACAACGGCACCGAAUACUAAUGAUUAUCAAUCAAACAGUGAAUAUUAUCAAUCAUUGACAAAUUCACAUAAUUUUAAUCAAUCGGACAAUCUUCGUUUGGAUCGUUUCUCAUCACCUCGAUUUCAUCCGCAUGAUGGAAGAAGCAUAAUCUAUUUAAGACGGCAAUCUCAUAUGCCUGAUUUACGUGGUUCAACAACAACAUUGCAUUGGUUCGAUUUGGAAACAAACAAGACUCUUCAAUUGACACGACCCAUUUGGGGUAUUCAUGAUCAACAAUUUUUCUGGGUAGACAAUAAUACGAUUCUCUUUUUGUCCAAUCGAGCAUCAUCAGGUCUUAGUCAAAUUUUUCAACUUAAUCUUCCUGCAGAUUUAUCAACGAGAAAUAUUUCCAUCGAUCCGAUUCAAAUAACAGACUAUCCAUUAAAUAUUGAUAAUCUGUUAGUUAAUCGACAAGCAUCACGUCUGGCAUUUAGCUGCCAAGUGUAUCAAAACUUAUCGAUCGUGGAAACAGUUGCUCGACAAGCGGAAGAAAAAGCUAGUGGUCGUUCGAUUUAUCAAUUCGAUAAGCUAUUCAUUCGACAUUGGGAUGAAUACCAGAGAGGUCCACGACAUCAUCCAUUUGUUGUUUCAAUCAGACGACAAAGCAAUGAAAUAUUCAACUUUUCAUCGGACCCAAUUGAUGUACUUUUAGAUUGGGACAGUGAUUCGCCAACAAGGCCUUUCGGUGAUGCUCAAACUCAAUGGUCAUUUAGUGCAUCUGGUAAUCUGUUUGCAUUCACUCGACAACACGAUGAAACAAGUGCAGUAGCUUGGUCAACCAAUUUAGAUAUAUAUACACUUGAUCUGAACACAAUUGGACAAAAAAGUGAAUGUAUUACAUGCAAUAAUAACGCAACUGAUACCGAUCCAUCUUAUUCGCCAACAGAUGAUAGUAUAUUGGUCUAUCGGUCACAGUCAGUUCCAGGUUCAAUAUGCAUUCUUUUCUUUCAUAUUUCAGUAUCGGAUACGACAAGAACUCUUCUCGACGAUUGGGAUCAAAGUAUUCAAGCUGUGACAUGGUCUCUCGAUGGUAACUCUCUUUAUCUUGAAAUCGGCGAAAAAGCAAGUAAUGUUAUCUACCAUUUAUCUGAUAUAUUUGUGAAUGAAUCGGUGGUUCGUCUUAUUGAUAAUGGUACUUCGCGCGCUGUUAAUCCUCAUCCGACCGACGAUCAAACAUUUGUCUUCACUCAUGGAAGUAUCCUCAGUCCGACCAAUAUCUAUCUGUAUUCUUCGAAUGCACCGAUGCGACCCCUAACUCAACAUAACAAUGCUCUAUUGUCUAAAGUGAUAAUGAGUACUAAGGCUGAAAAAUUUUCAUUUACGGGUGCUCUGGGUGAUACUGUUUGGGGAUGGCAUGUACCACCGGUAAAUGGCACACCCAUGCCAGCUCCACUUGCAUUUCUUAUUCAUGGUGGUCCGCAAAGCAGUUGGUACGAUAGUUGGGGUUCUGGAUGGAAUUUUCAAUCCUAUUCUUCUCAAGGUUACGCUGUCAUUGCCAUUAACUUUCAUGGUUCUGACUCGUACGGACAAAAUUUUACAGACAGUAUCACAGGUGAAUACGGUUCUUUGCCUUACGAAGAUCUUAAGUUGGGACUUGAUUAUGCUCUGAGCAAUUUUUCUGAUAUUGAUCCGAACCGAAUCGUAGCAUUGGGCGCUAGCUAUGGUGGAUAUAUGAUCAACUGGCUUGCUGGACAACCUGAAAUGAGUCGUCGUUUCAGAACAUUUGUCAAUCAUAAUGGUUUGUUUGAUAUGAGGGCUAUGGGUUAUUCCACAGAAGAGCUAUGGUUUACUGAGCAUGAUGCAGGAGGUUACACUCCAUAUGAAAAUCCCGAUGCUUAUGAACUUUAUAAUCCAGUCAAUUAUGUGGCAAAUUGGACUCAGCCAAUGUUGAUAAUUGUUGGUGCUCGUGACUAUCGUGUACCAGAAACACAAGGAAUCGGCGCCUUUACAGCUUUGCAGCGUCGUGGGAUUGAAAGUCGGUUACUCUAUUUUCCUACUGAAAACCAUUGGAUACUAAACUCACUGCAUUCAGUUGCUUGGUUUGAGCACGUACUCGAUUGGAUGAACAAACAUACAAGCUAA